AUGAAGCUAUCAGCCGCCGCCAUUGUCUUUGCGACCCUCGGUUACGUGUCUGCCGCCGCCGUGUCAGUUCGGGAUGAAAAGAUCGACCUCCAGCGCGACUAUGACAAGGAAACUCAAGAUCUGAAGAACCGCGGCCUCUGCCGCAAAUACGAAGGAAGAGACGAGCCGAGCUACUCCAAGUUCACCGACUUGUGCGAGCCAAAGUGCGGCGACGCCAAGAAGAUCGUGGACGAGACCCACAAGACCUACAGCGUCACCUGCGCGGUCACGGGCACCACCACACAGCCAACCUUCCCCGAUCCCGAGGGCAAGAGGUACAAGCUGGGCCAGUGCUUCUGCAACCUGCCCAUCGUGAACUGGGUCGGCGAGAACUUCGUGGCCUCGCUGCCCGCCAUCGGCCAGGUGACGUGCGCCGUGUGGAAGGAGGCGGCCAAGGACGCCGCCUCGCUCCUGACGGGCGUGGGCGGCGUCGGCGCGGCCAAGACGGGCAUCCAGGCCCUGAUCAAGGUCGCCAAGAUGCUGGCGAGCCAGGGCAAGAGCGCCAGCAACUUCGAGGAGUACGUCAAGAAGCACGUGGCCGCGGGCGAUGCCUGCAGCUUCGACUUCAAGAAGAUGUUUGAAGAUGCCAAGAAGGUCUCGGACGAGGCGCUUGCCAAUGUUGGUGGUGCUUGA
Messenger RNA from Neoarthrinium moseri, 672 nucleotides. RefSeq lists its product as uncharacterized. The transcript has a single exon. NCBI's taxonomy places the organism in Eukaryota, Fungi, Ascomycota, Sordariomycetes, Amphisphaeriales, Apiosporaceae. The record is from RefSeq and is a predicted model, not a curated record. Bases 1 to 672 code for a protein of 223 amino acids.